UAUUGUUUUCAAACCAGUUUGUAGGCCAAAAUCUAUGCCAUAAGAGCUUGUUUAUGAAAUUUUGCAAGUUUAACUACUUUACACUUUAACAAAAAAUCGAAGUCACCCAAUUGUUUGAACAGAUAUUUGGGAAAGGAGUUUCGAAUACUCUCUUUAUUUUUUAAAUAUUGAAUAAGCCAAUUUAUUUUAAACACAUUGUUUAAAGUAUCAAAACUCAACACCUCUAAAUCACUAUGAUCCUUGGAACUGGAUACAAUUUCCUUUCUCAAGUAAACGAACAUUCACUUCAAAUCUAUAGGGGAACUGUACACGAGCGACUGCUAUCACGUGACUAGCACCUGCCAAUCAGCGCCCGCGCGCGCGCGCAUGUGUUAAUAUUAAUACGGAGCGCGCGCCCAGAUCCUGUCACGCAGGAUGCCGCACAAGUCAAAGAAAGACAAGUCUGUCAGAUCCAGCAGGAGGGGAAGCAAACAGCAUGAAGUUGAUCAGGACUCUGAAACUGAGAAUAAGAGCGGCGGCUCCAGGAAACCUCCCAGCACACAGCUGCUGCGCUCCAAGCAGCCGCCCGGCCAGAGCGCCCUGAAGAAACACCGCCGACUGAGCGCCUCGUGUUUCCCCAUCAGCCUCAACAGAGAGCUGCUGCCGCUGGACGCGCUGACAGAUGUGGCUCCGGCCGAGCAGGAGAAGCUCUUCAUCCAAAAGCUGCGUCAGUGCUGCGUUCUGUUCGACUUCCUGUCCGAUCCGCUCAGCGACCUGAAAUGGAAGGAAGUGAAGCGGGCGGCGCUGAGCGAGAUGGUGGAGUACAUCACCCACAAUCGCAAUGUCAUCACGGAGCCCAUUUACCCGGAGGUGGUGCACAUGUUUGCCGUGAACAUGUUCAGGACUCUGCCGCCUUCAUCCAACCCGACGGGAGCAGAAUUCGACCCGGAGGAGGAUGAACCCACUCUUGAAGCAGCGUGGCCUCAUCUACAGCUGGUGUACGAGUUUUUCCUGCGGUUUUUAGAGUCGCCUGACUUUCAGCCGAACGUUGCAAAGAAAUACAUUGAUCAGAAGUUUGUGAUGCAGCUUCUGGAGUUGUUUGACAGUGAAGAUCCACGAGAGAGAGAUUUCCUGAAAACCACCCUGCACCGGAUAUAUGGAAAGUUUCUUGGGCUGCGGGCUUACAUUAGAAAGCAAAUUAAUAACAUAUUUUACAGGUUUAUUUAUGAGACGGAGCAUCACAACGGAAUCGCUGAAUUACUGGAGAUCCUGGGAAGCAUCAUCAACGGCUUCGCUUUACCUCUGAAAGAAGAGCACAAGAUCUUCCUGCUGAAGGUUUUAUUGCCGCUGCACAAGGUGAAGUCUCUGAGCGUCUAUCACCCGCAGCUGGCGUAUUGUGUGGUUCAGUUCCUGGAGAAGGACAGCACGCUCACCGAACCGGUGGUCAUGGCUCUUCUCAAGUACUGGCCCAAGACUCACAGUCCGAAGGAGGUGAUGUUCCUCAACGAGCUGGAGGAGAUCCUGGACGUGAUCGAGCCGUCCGAGUUCGUGAAGGUGAUGGAGCCGCUCUUCCGUCAGCUGGCCAAGUGUGUGUCCAGUCCGCACUUUCAGGUGGCGGAGAGAGCGCUUUAUUACUGGAAUAACGAGUACAUCAUGAGUCUCAUCAGCGACAACGCAGCCAAGAUCUUACCCAUCAUGUUCCCGGCGCUUUACCGCAACUCCAAGAGCCACUGGAACAAGACCAUUCACGGUUUGAUCUACAACGCACUCAAGCUCUUCAUGGAGAUGAACCAGAAGCUGUUUGACGACUGCACGCAACAGUUCAGAGCCGAGAAGAACAAAGAGAAGGCGAAGCUGAAGGAGAGAGAAGAGGCCUGGAUGAAGAUCGAGAGUCUGGCCAAGUCAAACCCGCAGUACGUUUUGUAUGUUGAUCCGUCUGGACUAAACAGUCCUGUAGAAAUGGAGACUGAUGGUCCCUUUAUAGAAGAUGUUCAGAUGUUAAAAAAGACAGUGCAGGCCAGAGCCAUUCAGAUGUCGAGGGAGCAGAGGAAGGAGCGUCCGCUCGUCCGGCGUAAAUCUGAUCUGCCUCAGGACUCGUACACCACGAAAGCCUUGGAGACGCACCGGCGCGCCGAAGACAUGCUGACCAACCACGACGGCCACUAGCGCACGGGAGGCUCCGCAUCUCCGCUGUUUUCUUGACUCUCUCUUCCUGUCGUCCGUAUCUCGCCGUCGGUCCGGGAGGACGAGACGACGGCCGAAGCUGAAACUCGGAAAGCUUUCUUUGCGUUUCAGAUUUGCGUUUAUUUUCAGGGACGGUUGCCAGUGCCAAUACGGUCAUGUCGAUUAGCUUCCAUGGUUUUAUUUGUAUGUUUCUCGCUUAAGCUAACGUGGUGUUUCAGACUAAAGCACGUGUGUCACGCGUUCUUCUCUGUGUGUCGCUCGGAUCGGAUGACUUUGAGUUAGUAACUGAGUUAGUUCACUUCUGUGCCAUAACGAAUCUGACAGUUUAGUUGAACACGUGUCUCUGGCAGAAUCUGCCGCUCGUCGUGCUGUUUUACCGGUUCAAACAAUGGUACCGUUUCUCCGUCGGAUCAACGGCGUCCGGAGCGAAGGCUGCGCGUCGCGUGCGGCGGCCGAAUGUCACGAACGUUCCCGGAUCGACUCGUCCGACACGGAGCUCUGGGAUCCGACGGGAAUCUCUUCUGAUCUGCAGACUCGAGCCGUUCGGACUGUGACUCUCCUGAAGGAUCUCGGUGCCUUUCAGCGGCUGCGACGAGCGAUUCUUCGGUCCGUUCGGAUGAAUCCAGAUCCGAACGCGGCGGUGUGACGCCGACGCUUCGAUUGUUCAUUUCCAUCUGGAUGUUUCCUGUUACUUUAUCGAACUACCUAGAAGCACUUCCUGAAAACUUGAAAACUCUACUGUGUGUGUGAGAGAGAGAGAGAUUCAGUCGCAUGCUUACAGUCAUUUCUGUACCGUUGUUUGAACUCCUGUACGUUUAUUCGCUGCAUUUUAUUCAUUUCUUUUCACUUAUAAUAAUUCAUUGAGUAUGUGAGUAUAUAAAUGUUGAUGUAUAAAAUACGUUUUUGUCUCGGCUUCUUUCCCAAACACACUCGCACACUCCAGACCAACACUUUAUGUGUUUGUUGUGUGUUGCUGUUGAAACAAAUGACUGAAUGAGAAGAGCAGAAUUAUUUCACAUUAUAUUUCUAUUGGCUUAACAUCAUGGUAAGUGUCCUUCACACUUUCUCUAAUGGUUUAGAAUAUACGAGCAUUUCUUUUGCUUUCACUGUGUUUGUGCAUUUACUACACCGAUCAUAUAGUUUAUAUAGAAUCUAUUAACAACAAUACAUGUACAGAAUCAAACAACUACACAUUCAUGGAAUGUUCCAUUUCUGAGGAGCUAAUAAACAAGCAUUUUCUAUCCGUUUGUAAAAUUCUGAUAUCGCUGUGCAUUUUCCUCUUUAGCUUUUAAUUGUGAGUCUUUACUGAAGUUCAAUGUUGUACGAGAACAAUAAAGAGAUCAUGUGGAUUUAUAUUUGAA
Labeo rohita (rohu) is the source of this 3524-nucleotide messenger RNA. RefSeq names its product protein phosphatase 2, regulatory subunit B', gamma a (gene ppp2r5ca). Gene Ontology annotation, biological process: protein dephosphorylation; signal transduction. Lineage: Eukaryota; Metazoa; Chordata; Actinopteri; Cypriniformes; Cyprinidae. The record is from RefSeq and is a predicted model, not a curated record. Gene Ontology annotation, cellular component: protein phosphatase type 2A complex; nucleus; cytosol. Gene Ontology annotation, molecular function: protein phosphatase activator activity. The coding region runs from base 415 to 2145 and encodes 576 amino acids. The transcript is spliced from 16 exons.